Messenger RNA from Sphaerodactylus townsendi, 5944 nucleotides. RefSeq names its product bromodomain and PHD finger containing 3 (gene BRPF3). Gene Ontology annotation, biological process: regulation of transcription by RNA polymerase II. Gene Ontology annotation, cellular component: MOZ/MORF histone acetyltransferase complex. Bases 242 to 3721 code for a protein of 1159 amino acids. The transcript has 13 exons. NCBI's taxonomy places the organism in Eukaryota, Metazoa, Chordata, Lepidosauria, Squamata, Sphaerodactylidae. The record is from RefSeq and is a predicted model, not a curated record. Gene Ontology annotation, molecular function: protein binding.
CCCCACCCCGCAACAGGAGCCGGAGCCGCGGCGGAGGUGCUGGGAGCGAGUGGCGGCGGGGCCGAGCGAGCGGGCGGGCUGGGAGCCGCGGGCAGGAGGGGGCGGCGCUGAGAAGGCACAAGCCCAGCCGAUAUCUUGUCCCCCCCUGCGAGCCCGCCCGUCUUGCGGAAGACCCGCCGCCGCCGCCGCCGCCAAGGGAGAGAAGGCGUAGGAGGCGGCCCAGGUUUUCUGAGGUGCUGCUAUGAAACCUCGCAGGAGGUCCCGGCAGGCUCUAGAAGGGAGACGUUCUCCUUCACCGUAUAGUUUGAAAUGCUCACCCACGCGAGAGACUUUGACAUAUGCCCAGGCACAGCGAAUAGUGGAAGUUGAUAUCGAUGGACGUCUCCAUCGCAUUAGCAUUUAUGAUCCUCUAAAGAUAAUUACAGAGGAUGAGCUGACUGCCCAGGACAUAACAGAAUGCAAUAGCAAUAAAGAGAACAGUGAACAACCACUGUUUCCUUCCAAAUCCAAGAAAACUCAGUCUAAAGGCAAAAAAAAGGAGGCAGGUAACAAACAUGCUCCUGGGACAUCUUUCCAUCUACCUCAGCCUAGUUUUCGGAUGAUUGAUUCCCUCAACCAGCCAGACGCUCCAACCCUUCCUACUGCAUACUAUCAGUACAUUGAGAAAUCACCUGAGGAUAUUGACGUAGACGUGGAAUAUGAUAUGGAUGAGGAGGAUCUGGCUUGGCUUGAUAUUGUCAAUGAGAAGAGAAAGAAUGAUGGCUAUGGGUCAAUUGCUGAGACUUUUGAAUUGCUGGUAGAUCGGUUGGAGAAGGAAUCAUACCUGGAGAGCCGCAACAAUGGACCCCAGCAGACUCUGAUAGAUGAGGAUGCGGUUUGCUGUGUUUGCAUGGAUGAUGAGUGUCAUAACAGCAAUGUCAUUUUGUUUUGUGACAUUUGCAAUUUGGCUGUCCACCAGGAAUGCUACGGAGUGCCCUAUAUCCCUGAGGGACAGUGGCUUUGUCGCUGCUGCCUACAAUCCCCUUCCCGCCCUGUUGAUUGUGUUUUGUGCCCAAACAAAGGUGGAGCCUUCAAACAGACUAGUGAUGGUCAGUGGGCCCAUGUUGUUUGUGCUAUCUGGAUCCCUGAAGUCUGUUUUGCGAAUACUGUGUUUCUGGAACCCAUUGAAGGGAUAGACAAUAUCCCACCUGCUCGGUGGAAGCUAACUUGCUACAUCUGCAAACAGAAGGGCAUGGGAGCUGCUAUUCAGUGUCACAAGGUGAACUGCUAUACUGCCUUCCAUGUUACUUGCGCCCAGAGGGCUGGUCUCUUCAUGAAGAUUGAGCCCAUGAGGGAGACCAGCCUCAAUGGUACAACAUUCACUGUACGUAAAACUGCUUAUUGUGAAGUACAUUCCCCUCCUGGCAUAGAGAAGAAAGGGCGUACAAAUAUUGUUCGUGAAGGGGAAGAGGAGACUGCAAAGAAUGAAAUAGAGGAUGAGGGCACUCCCAAGAACAAGAGUAGAGUGAAGUUGAAGCAGAAAGUAAAGAAGGAAACCUAUGCAUCUGCACCUUUGCUGAUGGUCACACAAAUCCCUUCUUAUCGGUUGAAUAAAAUAUGCAGUGGGCUCUCCUUUCAGAGAAAGAAUCAAUUUAUGCAGAGACUACACAAUUACUGGCUGCUAAAGCGUCAGUCAAGAAAUGGAGUCCCACUGAUACGGCGGCUACAUUCUCAUUUACAGUCCCAGAGAAAUGCAGAACAGAAAGAGCAAGAUGAAAAGAACAGUGCAGUAAAGGAAGAACUGAAAUAUUGGCAGAAACUGCGACAUGACUUGGAAAGGGCACGGUUACUCAUUGAACUGAUCCGUAAGCGGGAGAAACUCAAACGUGAGCAGGUAAAGAUUCAGCAAGCUGCUAUGGAGUUACAGCUCACACCAUUCAAUGUGCUGCUCCGCACAACACUGGAUCUGCUUCAGGAAAAGGAUCCAGCCCAGAUCUUUGCAGAGCCUGUAAACCUGAGUGAGGUUCCAGAUUACCUGGAAUUCAUUUCCAAGCCAAUGGAUUUUUCUACCAUGAGGCAGAAGCUGGAGUCCCACCAGUACGGAACACUGGAUGAGUUUGAGGAAGACUUUAACCUUAUUGUUACCAACUGCAUGAGAUAUAAUUCCAAAGACACAAUUUUCCACCGAGCAGCUGUCCGACUGAGAGACCUUGGAGGGGCAAUAUUGCGCCAUGCACGGCGGCAAGCUGACAGUAUUGGUUUUGACCCCAAAGUGGGGAUUCACUUGCCUGAAUCACCGAAGACAGAUGAUUUUUAUCGGUUUUCUUGGGAGGAUGUGGAUAACAUUCUACUCCCCGAAAACCGGGCUCACCUUUCCUUGGAGGUACAACUGAAGGAGCUGUUGGAAAAGCUGGACAUGGUGAGCACCAUGCGGUCAAGUGGUGCCCGUACCCGUCGCAUUCGUCUCUUGAGACGUGAAAUCAACUCCAUCCGACAGAAGCUGGCCCAGCAGCAGAACAAAACCAUGCCAAAUGGAGACCCAGCUCCUUGGGAGGAGGGUUUGGACAAGAUGCUGCAAGGAGACCAGGAUGAUGAUGCGGAGAAAGCAGAUGACACCAAGCCCCCACUUCCCCCCACCCUGGAGCCCACAGGACCUGCACCCUCCCUAUCGGAGCUGGACUCUCUGCAGGACCCUCCAACUCUCAAACCCAUUAGCGAAAGCAAGUCCUUGAACAGACUACAUAAGCGGCUGAAGUCCGAGGGCGAGCUCUUUGAUAAGAAGACGCUGCAGAGGGAGAGCCACGCCUUCCAGCGCUUGCUCGGCGACAACGGCCUGAAUGGAUUGGCCCUUCAGGCCACGGGCGCUUCUGUCAGUCCUCCAUUUAGUGGAGUGGGCAGACGGACAUCUGUCCUUUUUAAAAAAGCCAAGAACGGGGUGAAACGGCAAAGAGGUCUGGAGUGCCCCCUUGAGAAUGGAGAGGACCGCAGCCACAGUGGGCAGCUCUCCCCCUCCAGCAUAGAGGGUGAGCGGCCAUCCCGGAAACGGCCUCAGAGUGGGAGCUGCAGCAAGAGCGAUGGCGAGAAAUCCCCCAGGCAGGCAGGAGCGACAGCAGCAGUGACCAAUGGCUUCAGAAGGCAUAGAGAGAGUGGGUCUGACUCAGAGUGCAGUUCUGGUCUUGGCAAUGGUCUCCCACAUGAUGUUUUGAGGGGUCUGAUUCCUCACAAACAGAGCCGAGGAAAGCCUGCUCUUGCACGGGUCCCAUUCUUGGAUGGUGUGAAUGGAGAGUUGGACUACAGCAGCUCAGGUAGAAAUCUAUUGAUGUCCUUUGAGGAGCAAACUGAACUAGAACCACUGGAGCUUGUGUGGGCAAAGUGUCGUGGCUAUCCUUCUUACCCUGCACUGAUAAUUGAUCCUGAGAUGCCCCGAGAGGGGCUCCUUCACAACGGAGUCCCAAUCCCCGUUCCCCCUCUGGAAGUAUUGAAGCUCGGGGAGCAGAAACAGGCAGAAGCUGGAGAAAAGCUUUUCCUUGUCCUUUUCUUUGAUAACAAGAGGACAUGGCAGUGGCUUCCGCGGGACAAAGUUUUCCCUCUUGGAGUAGAUGAUACAGUGGAUAAACUAAAGAUGAUGGAAGGACGGAAAACCAGCAUCCGCAAAUCUGUCCAGGUGGCUUAUGACCGGGCCAUGAUUCAUAUGAGUCGAGUCCGGGGAGACCAUCCUUUUGUCACGCCAAAUUAUCUGUAGGGACUGAAACAACCUGCUCUGCCCUCCCUUUUCACCCCAAUAAUAAUGUCUGCCUCUAUAGGAACUGUGGCAGAUGUGCACUGAUCAGUUGGAUCAGUAGGGUUCUUCCACUCCGUUGUGUGUUUUUUUAAAUGUUCGUAGGAGAGAUGCACUUUUCCUAGCUAUAGGAAAAGCUCCUGUAAAGUUCCUGGAAUGUGCCAAAAGUCUGUCUGGUUUCUUUCUGUCAAUGACGAGCCAGCAGAAGAGGAAGUAAAGGAGUGGUCUGACCAGCCGGAAGAUGUCAGGAGUGGCUGUACUGUAAUGCCUUGGCCCUGUCAGAAUCUUAGAUCAGGUUAUAAGUGAAAAGGAAAGCUGAACUCAUUUGCUGAGUGGAACUGAAGCCACCCGGGUGUCUUGGGUUUUCAGUCUUCAGCAAGUCCUGAAGAAUUUUCUGGAGCCCACCAGCAGUGAAAACAGCCCCACUAUAGAAGACUCAUGUGUGCCAAAUUAACAGUAAUAUUCAUCAUGCUUUUCCCAUGUCAUUUUUUAAAGCUUUGAUUUGCCUCACUGCAUCUAUGCAUUUAUAACCUAGGUUUUUUUAAUCUCAUGCCCAGGUUUAAAUAUGUUAUAUGUUUUCAGGUUCAAUCUAACCAACAGAAAAAUAUAAAGAAAAUGUUUUAGUGAGUUCUCACUUUUCCACAUAUAUGCUUAUAUUGCAGAGCUUUAAAUGUGAAAAAGAAAUAUCUAUUAAAUUAAAAUGUGUGUGAUUAAGUUUUUGGAGUAAGGAUUUUUUUGCUUUGUUUUUUUUGCACUUCAGUUCAAUAAUUUGGGAGCUUCAGCUUCUGGUCAGUACAUUACUAAAACUGGGCAAAACAGUGUUUUCAAACGUCUUUCAGAAAGCAUCUAAUUUGCUACAACAGCUUCAUUUGAUAGUUAACAGUUGAGGAAAACAACCUGUAUCCAUGGACCCAAUGUGAAGGCGUUGCUUACAGAUCUCUGAGCAGUGGCUGCCCCGUUCACAUCACUCUCUCUGUGAUGCAUAAAUCUUGAUGGUUGCUGGAUGCAGGAUCAACCUCUUGCCCAUUUAGAGAAGGUAAUACAUAUAUACACACUUGUUUCCAUUGCCCAUAGUGGGACUGGGGGAGGGGCUGUUACAUGCCUAGCUACAUGUACAGAACUUUUUCCAGAUCUGAGUGAUGCAGUCCCUGCUUGCCUUGAGUGCCAUAUGUACAGUGAAGUGUGCAGCUUUGGAUAGGGGCAUCUGCAUCAAACUACAACUCCUCUUUACCCAGAAAAUCUUCCUAAUCUUUUGUUUUCUGUCUCCUUUCUCACCUUAAUAUAUUGCAGUUUCCUACUUCAUUUUCCCAUAAGCGCUCCACUCUCCAUUUCCCUGCUCUAUGAGUCUCCAUUAUUGAGAUCUGAUGUACCUUAGAUUUUUUCUUUUUAAAUAUUAUGAACCAAAGUGCAGAAUAAGAUUGUAAUUUGAAUAAAUCGUCAUUUUUCUUUGCAAUUUAAUAUGUUAUUAUUUUAUUUUUUCAUAUUAAAAAGAUAGUGGAACAAAAAAUUUAAAAAAUGGGAGGGGGAAAUCACUGCCAUUUCUGUGUGGUCUACUUUUUUUUUAGAAGUACCACACCUUAUAUAUUGGGAUACAUCUUAUAUACAACCACACUUUAUGGAAAAUAUCUGUAACAUAUGAAGAAGGUGAAUAAGAAUCUUUUUUUAAAGUCAGUAAUGCCUAAAGUGUGUGGCUACAGAAGGAACUUAUGUACAUAGUUGUAAAAUACAGUUCUAAAUUAUUCAGGCCAAUUGUUACCAUUCUUAAAGUCCUCAGUUAUGUUGCUGGGUCUUUUGUAUGCACACAGUGUAAUUAAUUUAAAGCAACAUACACUUUUCCCAGGUUGUAGCUCAGCUGUGGACUUGUGACCUGUGUAUAACUGUUUUAAGAACUUGCAUUUGACUUUUAUUUCACGUUUUUAAGAUUGCAUUUUAAGGAUUUGAAUUGGCUAAUUAUCCUGCUGUUGCUAUGGGACCUAAACGUGACCUGUCAAUCUGCUGUAAAGCACAGAUGGCUCUAUUUAUUGUAGAAAGUGAGUUUAUUUGCUUUCUAGAACUGUUUAUAUCAGAUCGUAUAAGAGAUAAUAAAAUUCUAUGCUUGUAAAGAAAAAAAAUGCUAAUUUUACCUACUAUAAUCUGACUGUCCGAAACUAUAUUUUCUCUCUGAGAAAUAAAUGUUCUAAUGUAAAA